AUGGCCCAUGACCUCGACUACACGUGCCGGCAAUACGGCAGCCAUGUGCUCCAGCGAGUCGGCGUAUGGCAACACAAGGCUCCAGCCCCCCAGCACGCGCCCUGGAUAGUCUUCAUCCACGGCGGCGCAUGGCGAGACCCACGCAACACCCUCGACGACUUUGCGCCCUCCAUCGCCCAUCUCCUCGGCGCACCCAUCCGCGCACCCAUCCGCGCCUUCGCCAGCAUCGACUACAGGCUGUCGCCUAGCGACGCCUAUCCGCAGCACCCGGCCGACACCCCCGAGCCGGAGCGGCGCACCGCCCGCCACCCGGACCACGUCGCCGACGUCGCCGCCGCCCUGCGCCUCCUCGCCGCCGAGCACCGCCUGGCCGACGACGGCUACGUCCUCGUCGGCCACUCGGCCGGGGCCACGCUGGCGCUGCAGCUCCUCAUGGGCGGCCAUGACGGCGGCCCCCCGGUCCCGCUGCCGGCCGCCAUCGUCGCCAUCUCGGGCAUCUACGACCUCGUCGGCAUCAACGCCCGCCGCGCCGGCUCCUACGCCGCCUUCAUCAGCGCCGCCUUCGGCCCCGAAGGCGACGGCGACGGCUGGCGCGCCGCCUCGCCGGCCUGCUUCUCGGGCAGCUUCCGCGACCGCUGGCCCGGCAACAACCGCCUGGCGCUGCUGGCGCACUCGCCCGACGACAGCCUCGUCGACGCCGCCGAGACGGACGCCAUGGCUGCCAAGCUGGCCGCCGACGGCGUCGACGUGUCCGUCGUCAAGGACCUCACCGGCGAGCACAACUUUGUCUGGCAGGACGGCGAGCAGGUUGCCCGGCUGGUGGGCCAGGUCCUCGCCCGGCUACGCCAAGGAAAGGCGGGCGACUAA
This is a messenger RNA of Hirsutella rhossiliensis, 867 nucleotides long. Its product is annotated as alpha/beta hydrolase fold domain-containing protein. Lineage: Eukaryota; Fungi; Ascomycota; Sordariomycetes; Hypocreales; Ophiocordycipitaceae. The transcript has 2 exons. Gene Ontology annotation, molecular function: arylformamidase activity. The record is from RefSeq and is a predicted model, not a curated record. The coding region runs from base 1 to 867 and encodes 288 amino acids.